Molecule: messenger RNA, 959 nt
Organism: Gossypium raimondii (Peruvian cotton)
Lineage: Eukaryota; Viridiplantae; Streptophyta; Magnoliopsida; Malvales; Malvaceae
Product: ras-related protein RABB1b
Exons: 6
Coding region: 121-753 (210 amino acids)
Biological process (GO): regulation of endocytosis
Cellular component (GO): endosome
Molecular function (GO): GTP binding; GTPase activity
Source: RefSeq, a predicted model, not a curated record
UUAUUAAAAUGAAAACAAAUCAUCAUCUUCUUUAAUCUCCUUCUUUUUCGUCGUCUGAAAGUAUUAUUUACAGAUAGAAGGAAGAAGAAGAAAGCUUGAGAAACGUCAUCUUAUUCAACCAUGUCUUACGACUAUCUUUUCAAGUACAUUAUCAUCGGUGAUACUGGCGUGGGAAAAUCAUGUUUGCUCUUGCAGUUUACAGAUAAAAGAUUCCAACCGGUUCAUGAUCUAACCAUCGGUGUUGAAUUCGGUGCUCGGAUGGUCACCGUUGAUGGCAGACCCAUCAAACUUCAAAUUUGGGAUACUGCUGGACAAGAAUCCUUCAGAUCCAUCACCAGAUCUUACUACAGAGGAGCAGCAGGAGCUCUUCUUGUCUAUGAUAUAACCAGGAGAGAGACAUUUAAUCAUCUAGCUAGCUGGUUGGAGGAUGCUCGACAGCAUGCGAAUCCGAACAUGGCGGUCACGGUCAUCGGAAACAAAUGUGAUCUUUCUCAACGGAGGGCUGUUAGCAAAGAAGAGGGUGAACAGUUUGCAAAGGAUUAUGGACUGUCAUUCUUGGAAACUUCUGCAAGGACAUCUCAAAAUGCUGAAGAGGCAUUCAUAAUGACUGCUGCAAAGAUCCUUCAGAACAUUCAGGAAGGAAUCUUUGAUCCAUCCAAUGAGUCAUGCGGCAUCAAGAUCGGCUACGGACGUGGACAAGGUACAUUGGGUACAAGUGGAACCGUUGGUCAGACAGGCGGCUGUUGCGGUUAGCAGGCUAAAAGAAUUUAUGUGCCUGUAUUUGAUCCUUCAAUUCAUUACCACAUCACAUUGCUUUGAUUCAUAUAUUCUUAAUGGUGUUCUUGAACUAUAGCAAGCACACUGAAUGUACAAAACUGUCUUCUUUUUUUCUUUGUACCGAACUCGAAUCGAAAUAUUCAUAUUUGCCUAAUUUUUAAUUCGAGUUAUUUGCAUAUUAA